AUGUCCUCCUCAGGGCUGGAUAUUUCUCAGCUGUCUGACAGCGAGAAGUCUGCUCUUGAGACCUACAUUGCCGUAACAGGACAGGAGCCAUCGGAGGCGAUCCCAUUGCUGCGCCGGUCCGAAUGGAAUGUGCAGAUUGCCAUCUCUAAGUUCUUUGACGGGGAAGCGCCGGAUCCUCUAGAAGAAGCUCGUGCCGCUCUCAACAACCCGCCGCCCCCCCGACCUAGCCGUCAAACCCAGAAUCUUAUGAGCGAUGACCUGACCGCGCGAUUCUCUCCGGCAGCUCAAACUUCUGAACCGGCCCCUCAUAUUACCACUCAGCCCGAAGACCAGACUGCCUACCGGCCUCCUUUCUUACUUGCUCUACUAUUCACUCCGUUCAACCUCAUAUACCGGCUACUCUGCGGCUCCUUUCGACUCUUCAGCACGUUAUUCCCGUUCUUACCUCGGCUGCUGAAUACCACCGUCAACCCAGCUUUGCAGAGUGCACGGCGGAAUACCACCGGGCGCCGGGCUCUGGGACCCCAGGAUACGGCCGCCCGGUUCAUCCGAGAGUUUGAAGAGGAAUACCGGUCGAACUCGAUUGGAUUCUUGGAAAAUGGAUACAAUAUGGCGUUGGAAAAAGCCCAUCGGGAUUUGAAGUUUCUCCUUGUGGUUCUUUUGUCCCCUGAGCAUGACGAUACGAACCGCUGGGUACGGGACACGUUGCUCUCGCCGGAGGUCACCGAGUUCGUCAAUGACCCCCAGAAUGAUGUGCUUGUGUGGGGAGGCAACGUGCAGGACUCUGAGGCCUACCAAGUGUCUAAUUCUCUCCGGUGCACCAAGUUCCCCUUUGCGGCUGCCAUUGUUCAUACCCCGAAUGUGUCCUCGACUGCUAUGUCCGUGGUCUGUAGGAUCUCCGGACUGACGUCACCGUCUGAGUUCGUGGAGAAGCUCCGGACCGCUAUCACACAGCACAAAGAGGCUCUGGAGCGCCUUCGGGCCUCGCGCGCCGAGCAACAAGCCUCGCGCAGCCUUCGAGAGCAACAAGAUUCAGCCUACGAGCGAUCGCUGGCUAUUGAUCGGGAGCGUGCCCGACAACGGCGGGAAGCGGAGGCCGCUCAGCAACGGGCCGAACAAGAGGCGGCCGAUCGCCAAGCGGCCGAGGAGAAGCGGAUCCGUGAUCUUCAGCAAUGGAAGCAGUGGCGGGCGCAGUCGAUCCAAGACGAGCCCGGCGCGGAUGUCAAGGACGCGAUUCGCAUCAGCAUCCGGCUACCAUCCGGUGAACGAGUUAUUCGCAAAUUCGCGCCCGAGGCCGAUCUCGAGGAGCUCUACGCCUUUGUCGAGUGCUACGAGGUCUUGCAAGAGGCACAGGGGCAGGAGAAGCCGGUUGGGGCGGAGAAGCCCGACGGCUUUGCGCAUCAAUAUGGAUUCCGACUGGUGUCUCCGAUGCCACGGACGGUGUAUGAAGUUGCCGCUGGGGGGACUAUUCGCGACAAGAUUGGGCGUGGAGGAAAUCUUCUCGUUGAGCCGAUUGAGGAUGACAGCGACGAGGAGGAACCAUGA
Molecule: messenger RNA, 1545 nt
Organism: Aspergillus clavatus NRRL 1
Lineage: Eukaryota; Fungi; Ascomycota; Eurotiomycetes; Eurotiales; Aspergillaceae
Product: clathrin-mediated endocytosis regulator UBX3
Exons: 2
Coding region: 1-1545 (514 amino acids)
Cellular component (GO): endoplasmic reticulum
Molecular function (GO): ubiquitin binding
Source: RefSeq, a predicted model, not a curated record